GACUAGUUAUUACGGUAACAUCAGUACCAUGGUAACGAAAAGUACAAGCAGAGCUGCAUCAGGAAGUGUGAUAUCAACACAAAAGAUAAGACCAUCAUCCACGAUGUACACCAUGGCAACUACUACUCCGUCAGUUGCUCCAAGCUGGAAAAACUUCUCGACAUCAGAGAAAAACUGCCGAMAAAACUGUUGUGGUGUUGGAGGGACGAUUACUCUAUCCCGUGYAUGCGUAAGAGGGCAAUACACGCUGAGCAGUGCUCACUCUGCUUGCAAAGGCAGCUCAUCGACAGUGGUCCGGUGUGAGGUCGGAUGUCCUCAAUGUUCAUCAGGUUCGUUGGCUUAUUUGGGAAGCGUUAUUGCAGUGGUUUGUUUCMUAAUUCCUUCGAUAGUCGAUGGAAUGUUUUACUGAGCUCUUGGUUAUUACARAGCAUGCGCAAGAUGUAGUUUCACCGGUCAACUCACAUUCAUGUAGACUACCAAUGAUACGAUGUCAUUUACCAAAGUCUAAUGAAAGAUGGCUGCAAACUAGGAACUAGAACUGCAAAUAGGUUUAAACGUUUCUCAAAAAACAGCACACUAAGCGUUUAAUAAUGUAUUUAUUGARGAAUAGCAUUGUAUCGCAUUGUAUAGAAUAGCUUUAUAGUAUAAUAUAAAUAAUUUAUAUCUGAGUACGCUUUGUCAAUCUAUUUCGAGCGAAGAAAAUAAUAUACUGUUAAAAGGUCUAAACCCAGGUGACUGAAUGUUUAUCAAAGUAACAUGYACAUUAUGAUCAUCUGGGUGGAUGUAGUUCUGAGAAGAAUUGUUUGAUGUGACUGACGUUUCGACCACCUGUGCRGUAAUCAUUUUCAAAGUCAAGUGAGAAAACAGUCAGGUUAGCCCUUCUUUAUAUGCCAAUCAAUAGGUGUUACGUAGUUAGCGGUACCGCGUACAAGUUACUUYGAUAAACAAGAAAAUAAUACUCAGAGUAAGGUUCUGUCCACUCGUAUCUGAAUAGAAAUGGAAUUUGAGAAUCUGUAUACUGUAGGUGUUAYGUCAUCGCCGCCAUGUUGGAUGAUGAUAAAUUCUACUGUCCAUCAGCUUUGUUAGUUUUAUUUUUCAGGAACCGAGUUCUUGAUAAUGUAGUUGUACAUCAAGAAUAUAAAGGAUAUAAAUUCUGCUCGGAAUAGUAUAUUUCUUACUGA
This is a messenger RNA of Exaiptasia diaphana, 1181 nucleotides long. RefSeq lists its product as uncharacterized. The record is from RefSeq and is a predicted model, not a curated record. NCBI's taxonomy places the organism in Eukaryota, Metazoa, Cnidaria, Anthozoa, Actiniaria, Aiptasiidae.